UAGUAACUUGGCAUUCAUAAAGAAUAUCGAAGACUUUUUUUUUUUAUAGAAUAUAUUAAUCUCUAGUUUCGUACCAGCUUCGGAAAUCGUUUCUUGUAUAUCAUUCAGUGCUAUAAUAAUUAUAAAAUUUAUUUUUAAUUUUAUAAUUUUAGCAAUGUAGACAAUUAUGAACUAAUUAUUUAUAUCAUUAUUUUCAAGAUUUUAAUGAUAAGUUAUAUUUAAAUUUUAGAACAAAUAUAAAUACGUUCCAUGCUUUUCUGUGCAUAAUUAUUGGUUAAUUGUAUUUGCUAGUGGUCAUUAAAUUUAAUUCAACAUGUCUGGUCAUGAUGAAUAUGUUGAUGUGAUGACAUCCAGUCCACCACUUACAACUAAAUCAACUUUGCAAAGUUCAGCAAUGAAGAAAAAAAAAGUUAAAAAUAAUAAAGACAAUCCAGGAUCAAGUGAUGAAGAACGAUGGUUAAAAGCAAUUGAAACGGGUAAAUUAGAUGAAGUUGAUGAUGAGCUGAAGAAAAUUAAAAAAAAAGAUCCAAAAAUGAUGACUGCUAGACAAAGAGCUAUGUUUGAUAGAAAGUCUGAUAAAGAAUUCACCGAAGAACUCGUUGCAUUACCUUCAGGGUAUCGUGAAAAGAUAUUAACUCCAGAAAUGUUACAAAAAAAAGCUAUUAAAUCACAAAAAAGAAAACAACAAGCAGAUGAAAAAAGAGAAAAUGAUAAAAAACGUACAAUGGAAAGAUUAUUGAAAAAACAUGAAAGCAAAUCUAAAAUAAACGCUAAAGGCCGAAUGGCAAGAAAGGCUGUUAAUAAUAUUAUUUAUGUCAGUAAAAAUGACAAAGUGUCUCUACUGUUUCCAGAAGGUGUUGAGUUUCCUCUCAAAAAAUCUAUAAUCAAACUUCCACCUGCUCAAAAAAUGUGUGGUGUAGAUGGCUGUGAAAAUCCUAAGAAAUAUUCAUGUUCUCGAACAGGUUUACCAUUAUGUAGUUUACAAUGUUAUAAUGCAAAUCAAUUAAAUAUUUGGAAUACUGUAUGCUGAUUAAGCAUUCAUAUUUUUGGAUGGUCUUGUUGGCGGUAUCAAUUUUUUUAAUUCGGAGUCAAUUUUUCGGUCAACCAUUACUUUGAUCACAAAUUCACCUUGUUGGAAUGGUUUGAAAGUAGCUGGUACUAUAACAUAGCUUCUCAAUGUAGACACUAUAAAUGUUUCUGAAAUCAUUUGUUUUGAUUUGAAAACUCCUGAACUACCUUCUGGUUCAGUACACAAAAAAUAUUCAGCUCCUAAUGUUUCUUUUUGUUCACAAUCAUUCUAAAAAAAUAUGUUUGUUUAUGAUAAUUUUAAUGUUUAAUAAUAAUAACUAAUAAAUAAUAGCUGAAUUUACUUUGAAUAAAAAAAAUGCAACGUGUAAUGGAUUUUUUUUGUGUAUUCGUUUUAUUUUUAAUAUUAUUUUUAUUGUAACAAAUAAAUUUUCUUCUAUAAUUCCUGAAAAUUAAAAAUAUAAAAUUUAAAUAUAUUUAUAAUUAUAUAUUAUACCAGAGAUCAUAGACUAAUUUCUAUGAGGGUCUGUUUUGAAACUUAACUAAACUUCCUAUGAUCAAAAACAAAUAUUAUUCAUUAUUACUUGUAUAUAAUAAAAAUGUAAAAACUAUGUUAUAAAUUAAUUUAUAAUUACGUGACCAUAGGGGUUUGUAUAAAAUAUGCCCAAUGACUGAUUGUCAAUUAGUGUCUCCUAAUAAAUACAAUAUAAUAUAACCUGUAGGAAAUUUGAGCAAAUAUUGAGGAUUUGUUUCAAACAUGUCUAAAUUAUUCCUUGAUCCUCCUGCAUUUAAGCCAUAUAUCCAACUACCAUUAAUUGUCAAUACUUCUGGGAACCCCUAUAAGGUAAAUAAGAAUAAGUUACUUUAAAAAUAAUUGUAGUAUUAUAAUAUGUAUGUUAAAAGUAAAAUAAAUAUAUUUGUGUACAUACUUGAGAA
Molecule: messenger RNA, 1962 nt
Organism: Rhopalosiphum padi (bird cherry-oat aphid)
Lineage: Eukaryota; Metazoa; Arthropoda; Insecta; Hemiptera; Aphididae
Product: INO80 complex subunit B
Exons: 5
Coding region: 314-1030 (238 amino acids)
Biological process (GO): chromatin remodeling
Cellular component (GO): Ino80 complex
Source: RefSeq, a predicted model, not a curated record